This is a messenger RNA of Bemisia tabaci, 8506 nucleotides long. RefSeq names its product spastin (gene spas). The record is from RefSeq and is a predicted model, not a curated record. Gene Ontology annotation, cellular component: microtubule cytoskeleton. Lineage: Eukaryota; Metazoa; Arthropoda; Insecta; Hemiptera; Aleyrodidae. Gene Ontology annotation, molecular function: ATP binding; microtubule severing ATPase activity; ATP hydrolysis activity.
AUAUCGAUCAACUUUUCUAGGUUAUUUAUUGUGACUUUCCCCGGAUUUUCCCCCGUGAAAAGUAGAAGUGGAAAGUUAGUCUUUUUGUACUCUUGUCCUGUUCCAUUUUGCCCAAUUGUAGCUGUGGAUAAAGUUAAAUUCAUGAUCAAACGUCGAUUUUCUGUCCGUGUGAAGUUAAAGCACCAUGACUUCAACAAUAUGCAAGCAUGUCAGUGCACCCUUUCUUGCAUUAAAUUAUUGAAUGUGGUAAUCAAAAUGAUUUCUUUGUGCUGCAACAACUGACGAUUUCUUAACUCAGUGCUUUCCCUUCCUAAAUCCGUCUUUUGCAUUCACCCAUUUAGUUUGGUGUUUUGAGACAUCACUCUUUGUUCCGUCCAGUGCUAAUGUUUGGAAAAAAUUCAGCAAAAUGUCAUAAGAAAGGGAAUCAUGCUGAAAAGAAAAACUUACUGCCUGUUACCUCCGUAGUAUCCAUCCAUGAAAAGAAUUUACGCUUUGUAUCUCUGCCUGUAAUCGUUUGUUUUUCUGUAAUACAUUCUUGUUUGCACUUUUUGCUUGUGCUCUGUAAAUACCUUUGGAGCUCCAUUGUUAAAUUGUACAAUCUUCGUAAACUGAAGUUCUUGAAUCGUAGAAUUGAAAGUUCUGUUGUCAUAACUGAACUACCGUGUGAACCUGUUGAAGAUCAGCCAGCUGCACCGGACAAAAUGAGGUCGAAUCUAAGCCACUCUGUCAGUAACAACGUCAAUGAGCUGCUAAUUAAACAGAAAGAGCAUCACCGGAAAGCUUUUGACUGCAUUACCAAAGCUCUCAAGAUUGAUGAAGAUAAUGGUAACCCCGAGGAUGCUGCUAAAUUCUAUAAGCGAGGCAUCGCAGAACUGGAAAAAGGAAUUGCAGUGGAUUGUAGCGCUGGUCGUGGAGAAGUGUGGGACAAAGCGAGGAAACUCAGUGACAAGAUGAAGACUAAUUUAGCAAUGGCCAAGGAUAGACUGAAUUAUCUUGAAACGCACCAAAGAUUGCAAGUGAUGGGAAUCAGAAACAAUGGUCGACCAGCAUUGCCGAAAAGCAAAACUUUGCCUCGAUCCAUGGGUUCGCGAAACGCCGCUGCAUCUAUGCAACCUGGGAACAGAUCUAAUACUCCGCCUGCGCUCAAGAAACAGCUCUCGGGUCCAACUAGUUUAAACUGCUCUCCAUCACAUUCGAUGGCGACACGGUCCAAACCUGUCACGCCUCAAAAACCAAGUAACUGCCUGAAAGGAAUCGACACGAAGCAUGCCCAAAUUAUUUUAGAUGAAGUCUUAGAAGGUGGACCUCCUGUUCACUGGGAGGAUAUUGCAGGGCAAGAGGUUGCCAAACAGGCAUUACAUGAAAUGGCAAUUCUCCCUGCUCUCCGACCAGAGCUCUUCACUGGUUUACGCUCUCCUGCAAGAGGACUACUUCUCUUCGGACCACCUGGGAACGGUAAAACAUUACUAGCCCGAGCAGUGGCUACAUCGUGCAAUGCUACUUUCUUUAGUAUAAGUGCAGCUAGUCUUACUUCAAAGUAUGUUGGUGAGGGUGAGAAGUUAGUCCGUUCCUUGUUUGCUGUGGCUCGAGAAUUGCAACCAUCUAUAAUAUUCGUUGAUGAAGUGGACUCAUUUCUUAGCGAGAGGAGAGAAGGUGAACACGAGGCCAGUAGAAGACUGAAAACAGAAUUUUUAAUCGAGUUUGAUGGUCUGCACUCAAAUUCUGAGCAUCGCCUUCUUGUCAUGGCAGCAACCAAUCGCCCACAAGAACUAGAUGAAGCUGUCCUGAGGAGAUUCACGAAGAGGAUAUACAUAAGCUUACCAAACGCUGAAACGAGGAAAGCUUUGCUGCAAAGACUGCUCAGUCGGCAUGACAGUCCUUUAUCUGAAAGGGAACUAACGCAAGUUGCAAAAAUGACCGAAGGUUAUUCGGGUAGUGAUUUGACUGGUCUAGCCAAGGAUGCAGCUCUCGCUCCCAUCAGAGAGCUGCAGUUCGAUCAAGUGAAAAACAUGGACCCUUGUAAAGUUCGCAAGAUAACUUUCCAAGACUUUGUCGAAUCACUGAAAAGAGUCCGCCGGAGUGUGUCUCCAAGCACUUUGACAGCAUAUGAAAAAUGGAAUCAAGACUACGGUGAUAUUAGUUUAUAGGUUGUUUUCAAAAUUUUCCGUUUCUUUAUUGUUAUCAUUUUUGCCAGCUGUACCUCUUAAUUAAAAUUCAGUACCAUUCUAUCUCAACCAACUGCUCUCUUUUGAGGUAGGUCAAUUCUUUAAAAAAAAAACUGUUUUGUAUUGUUUCUAAGUGCCAUUAUAAGGCAUUUGCUUUACCCUCUAAUCAAGGCGAAUAAAGAAUAGUAGUCGCAUUUUGCACCUUCUGGACAUCACACAGCAUCGGGUACGUUUCGGGUACAUCCUGAUAGCAUGACAAAGCAUGUACCCUCUGCGCGUCACAGCCUUUAAAAUGGCGGCUCAACUCGAAAUGCGGCCACCUUUCUUAUCCGCCCUGCCCUCUAAUGUUUGAACACUUUCAACGAUAAAAAUUUAAUUGUCUGCAAAUCAAUGGCACAAAGAAGCAUGGGCUUUUUUCUCUAUAAAAGUGAUGAUUUCCAUGCUGCCUAUUGCAUCGAAUCCCAAGAUGGGUCUUUUCCUCUACCCUUUUCGUCAUAAGUCAACCUUACAAUUUCAAUGUGCCUCGUUCCUAAUUCUCUCAUUUUGAUGAUUAUGACUGUUACGGACAGAAGAAGUUCCUGCAAAAUUUGAUCUGUACCUUCAUUCACAUUUGAUUUCGUAUUUACAUUUAUUCGAUACUUGCGAUGUUUGUAUUUUUAGUUCUUUCCCCUUGUUUUAUUUAGCGUAGCUUUUCAAUGUUUGUCAUGGACCCGGUGCUUUAGAUUUUUGUUACUGUUUAUAUUCUUUACUAACAGGCAUAUUUUCUUGAAUUAAUUCUUAAUUCUGUUCUAAAUUGAGCUACUUACACCUUGUUUACACUUAUGAACUUGUCCUCAAGCAGCUUUAAACAGUCGCUAGGAGAGAAGUCAGUUUGAUGACUUAGUUUUAGCUGAGUUAAAGUAUUUCUGACAAUGAGAAAAGUAAGGCCAUCUUUCGACUGUUCUGACUCCUGCUUGAGGCUUUUUAAAGUAGUUUGACAGUAGUUUGUCCUUGUCGGUCCACUCAAAGUGUUUUACCGGCAAGAAAUGAGUCCUCCUGCAUUUAGUGGCCAUCAAAACAUGAACAUGUUGCCGCCUAUAUUUUAUUUUAUUUCUUUUUAUUUUUUUCCAAGUAUAUCCUCUGUCAUCUUAGUUUAGGUCUUAUUUUUUAUGGACAUUUACUUUUCCUCACUUGCACCAGUAGGAAUUUAUUUACGUUUCUGCUAAAAUCUGUUUCUUCCUCUACCUGAAGGGCAAAGAGGAAGUUGGAAAGUUUCAGCAACCUUUAGAAUAGAGUUAUUUUCUGCAAACAAAUCUACUCACCUGCCUACUUUUUUGCUUUUUGGUUCCCCUUCCAACUGUUUUUAACUCGAGUAGGGUUCGGCUCAAUCGGGGAUCAUUGUCAAUUUUUAAUAAUUUUUACCUGUUCCUCCAGAUUUUUUUUUUUUUGUGAUUUUCUCCUAUCCAAUGAUCACUUUGACCAAACAUAGGCCAUCAACAGGCCAAAUACUCACGAGGUACACAAGGUUACAGAAAGAGUUAGUUUUAUAAAAGUUUUUCAGGUUUUGAAUAAAAUGAUUCCAAAAAAAAGAAAAAAAGUGACCACUUUAACGUACAUUGCGAGUUUUUAGUUCCAUGAUGAUGGCCAUUGUUCGGCCAAAAUGAUCAUAGCCUGGAGUAAAAUUACAAAAAGAAUAUCGAAAAGAACAUAUGAAGUUAUUAAACAUUUAAUUUAUUGUUUAAAACUUGACAAUCUAUAUUCACAUGAGGACUGUAAUAAUCUCUCUUUUUACUCCAAGAAGGUUAAAUCAACAAAAUAGUUCGUUUGAAUAAGUGAUAAAGUUGCUAGACUGAGAGUGUAUGAUAUUAAUUAAUGUUGUAAUUGCUGUCAACAAGGCAGCAUUUCUAAUGUCGGUUUUGCAGUGAAAAAUUACCAAUAUACUUUUGAUCUUAUUUUUGUAAGUGUAUUUUGUAUCUUUACUUCAUAAAUAUCUCUCUCGGGAGCAGCAUGUUUAUUCAAUUGGCAUAAUACUUUACUGCUUUACUGCUAAGUGAUUUUAAAAAUAAGUUAGCUGCACUAUACUGCUGGCAGUUCAGUAUUAUAUUCUUGCAUUGAACCAUUGAUAAAUAUUAUUUUCUCUAUUGGCACUUCCUCGGUUUCAUAAGACAGUUUUGUGUUUUAAAUAAUCACACAGUUACGUACUGUGCUCCAAAUUCAUUUUUUUUCUCAUAAUUUUUUCCUCUCUAACUUCAACCUCUCAAUUGAUAAAUUUAUGUGGAUGGCUAUAAUCUAUGAAAAAAAGCAAGUCAGUCGAAAAAUCUCAAAACUUCUGCUUCAUUAUGCUUUCUCAGAGGGAAACUUACCCAUCAAUUUCUGAUAAUAGUUUGCCUUUAGAUAGAGAAAAUUGUGGAAGUCACAAAAAAACCCUACUCUAAUUUCUUCCACCCCCCCCCCCCCCCCAAAAAAAAAGAAAAAAAAAAAACUUUUAAGUAAGUACCGGUGUUAGUUCUCCUUUUCAUUUCCACAUCAAAUUUUCAUGUUCAAAUUUAUUUCAAAAUGUGCCGCUGAUCAAAUUGUUUCGCUUUAUUAUCAAUAUUGACAAGUUAAUUAACUGUUCGAGCAUCCGUCCAAUUCAAAUUCAAUUGCGUGAUGUGCUUUGAGCACACACAAUCUACUUUGUACAAAAUUCAAUUGCUUAUAAUGUCUUAAAACGUAUGCAAUUACUUUUUACUUCUUUUAGUGAAAGCUUUAUCAUGCAGCUGCAAUAAAAUAAUUACUCUUGUACGACCAACAACAAGUUAAAACGAGUCGUGAAUUAUAUUGAAAACCUUUGCAAAUACUUGAAUUAUUCUUUUUUGCUACACUUAUUAUUACUCAGAUUUUAUUUACAUCGCCGUUUCGUGGACAAAAGGACGUAACUCCACCUUCAUGUUGCCAAAUUUCUGCUCUAAAUGUGUAUUUCUAUUAAGAAACAAUAUAUAGUUCUUUUCACUGAAAAUUUCAGUUUUUUCCACUGAUUACUAUAAAAAUCCCCAAAAUUUGAGGCUGCAAUCGAUAACUCGUUUGAGUUACUCAUAUAUGUGAAAAUAAAAUUGUGUAAGUAGAUUUUGUAACCCUGGAAUGGAGAUAUGUUCUUUCGUCUGGCACACGACGGCAAAAGAGCUUUUAGUUUCAGCUGAUCAGGAAUUCGUUCGGAAACCGACAACAUUUUUCAUAUUUGUAGGCUGUAUUCGUCUGCCUUACAGUCUCUUCUUUUUUUAAGCACUGAUGUAUGUUCGGAAAAAUUGCUCAUAUUUGUAGAAGCUUUGCUUCUGCAUUACGCCUUUGUUACUCAAAUUGAUUCACGUUACUAUAAGAAAAAUUAUAUUAAGUUGUUUUAGUUGUAAGAAGAAGCCAGUAGAUGCGAUAUAGUCUCUGCUUAGAUAAACAUAUUCAACUUGUAUAUAAUUCCUAGUCCUAAUUGGAGCAGAUCAUAUGAUAUGCUUUCAGCUGUGAUUUAUAUUUUGUCUGAUCUUAUUAAAAUUCAUCCUAGAAAGGAAUCUUUCCUUUCCAUUUAAGGUUGUUCCUGAGCACCUCAUAGAGCGAUUUAAUCGCGGAUGGAUCAACUGAUAAUUUCUGGAUUUUAGAACAUUUUUCAAGAACUUCCAAGCAUCUUACUACGCCGUGGUGCAUCAGGUAUUUGAACACAAAAUAUGAUCAAGAAGCAAGUCAAAAUGACUCCAAAAGUUCGGUUUGAGUGAAUACUGCUAAUGGAUCGACAGAAAGAUUUGCGAUGUUCAUUUGGACUGUGCUGCUUUGAAGUGUAUUUUGGCUAGAAAUACCUGACGCAGUGCAGCGAAAUGAGAUGCUUGGAAGUUCUUAAGGAAUGUCCUAUAAUCCAGAAAUCAUCAAUUGAUUGAUCGACAGUUGAAUCGUUUUCCAAAAAGCUGAAGAACCACCUUAAGGGAGAUGAUUAGCAGAAGAAGCAGAAGCAGAAGAUUAGAAACAGAAACUUUUUGUUGAAAUAUGGAGAUUGAAAAAUAAUUAAUUUUUGAGCGUGGAGAAAAUGCAGGAGUGGGUGGCCAGUUAAAAUUCAAAGGCCAUUCUCCGCAUCAUUUGAUGAUGUUACUGGAUAUGACAGGGUGAAUUUUCAGUUUUUAAGAAAAAGCAACCUUUUACAGCAAAAUUGACCAAUAUUAAAGUUCAAUUAGUUCAAGCAUGGUGCCAAAUUAAGGGGAAACAUAGUUUUGGUGAUUGUCUAUGUCCAUGUGCCUAGUCUCUAUCUUUGUUCAUGUGUGCAACACCGGUGGGUGAAAUCCUCAAUCGACCAUCAUUUUCUGUAAUCUCUCUGUAAUAUCUGUUCGUUCUCUCCGGCCCCUUUAAUAUUUUAGUCCCUUGCGAUCAAUUUUUUUAAUAUUAAGGUAUGCUGUAGUUGUUGCAUUCUAAUUUUAUGAAGUAAAUUUCUCUAUGGGAAGUGUGCCAGAAAUUUCGCAUCGACCAAUCAUCAUUUAGUUUUUCUCAACAUUUAUAAAUAUAAAGGUAGGCAUGCUAAUCAGAGUAAAAGUGUGGACAAAGCUCAAGAGACUCAUUUGAUAGGCUGCUAAAAAAACGGGCGACCUUAUCACAUUUUUCAAACACAGAGUCAGUUUACAUCAGCUCUGUUACCACAUUAGUAAAUUACACUGAGAGUAUCUUAAAAUGCCCCACUGUUCUUUCUCAUUAUGAUCUACCGUAUUAGCAACAUACAUGCCAUUCCUUCUUGUACCAGGAGUGGCCAGAAUUUUCAUCUCAAAAAUCCCCGACCCUUUAUACAUCGCAAGCCAUGUAAGAUUCAAGGUCCUAGGCUAAACAUAAACAUGCCUCUGCGACAUAGUGUCAAGCUUAUGAGGCAGAAGUCAGUUAGCUGUUAUCAACCUCAAAUCAGUUGUAAACAAAUAUUUUUUUGACCCUGGCUUCAGUGCCUUUUUUCGACUGCUGUCAAAAUUUUAACCAUGUUUUACAGGCCCCCAGCGAACAGUUGCUAGAGACUUAUUGGCAUGUAAUGUGUUGACAUUCCUCAAAUUUUUAGAUUUUAGUUCUCGGUCAAAAGAUUUUUUAUUCUGUGUAGAUCGUGCGGCCUUGAAAAGUGCUUGAUCAUUUUCUUACAGUCAAGUGUGUCAGGUCCUUCAUUACAUUUAAGCAAUGUGACAACAUCUUAUUAACUCGAGAACAAGACCAAUCCACACAGGUGAGUCAUUCCAUUAAACAAAUUUCGAGACCCUUUUGCACAUUAGUGCAGGAAGUUUGAAGGCAAUGCAUUCCUUACGGUAGACGCCCAUUCUAUGUCGCACUGGCUGCGGUUGAGUGAAGGUCAGAUGCGCGAUGACUGACCUGUGAGGAUUGGUUUUGUUUGAGAGUGUUAAUUUUAAAUCUGAGAUGCAGGAAAAGUUCUUUUCUGUUCAUAACGGUAUUAUCUAAAGAAUCUAGAGGCUUAGAGAGAUGAUCACAGCACAGCUUAAUAUUGCAAUUCAUCAAUAUUGUGGGAAAAUAUUUGAAAAUUCCUGUAGGAAGUGAUAGAAAUUUGCUCGUACUAUGCUUUUAGGCUCCAUCUGAAAAGCCGUUUUCCCGCCAGCAGUCAAUUAAAAUUGGAAAGAGUUAAGCGGUUACAUACAUACUGACGUGUUUCAAAAUCUGAUUUCCUACCUAUUUCAAUUUUUUGGAAGGAAACCAACCAGCUUUACUUGAAAAUUUUUCUUGCCCGCAAGAAGAUCAUACCAUAAUAUUAUAAAAUUGUAAGCAAAAAUGUCGGUUGGUUCCCUUCCAAAAUGUUAAAAUAGCAGAUGAGGUUUUGAAACCUUGCAAUGUAGAUAUGACAGUAUCACUUAGCUCCAUUCAUUCAAGUAGACGACUUUCAAAUUUAAUCAGUGCUUGUCACGGUACAAUUUUUCUAUUCUAAAUCUAAUUUUUGACUUAUUUUUUUAGCUUAGUAGCAAAAGAGCUGGUUUACAGAAAUAUGUCAUUUUUUUUUUUUUAAUAUACUGAUCGGCGAGUAUUUCAAAAGAUGAGUAGCACUCCCUAUUGUCUUUUUUUAGUCGGAGCUCUCUUUCUUUAAGUCUCUAGGUAAAUUUCUAAACUUUGAACAUUAAUUCAACAGAAGCUUUCCAGGUAAACCAUUCAAUAGUUAAUUUGGAGGGUUAAUAUAGGAACUUUCCAGAACUUUAUGGAGGCAAUAGUACUUAUUAAGCAACAGGAUGGUUGGCCAUGAAUUUUUUGAAAGAGAAAUUUUUUCAUUCUUGCAAGUGCUCUUCUCAUUCAUCUGUGUUAUGGAAGUAAAUGUAACUUUUCAUACUUGCUAAUUGUAAAUUUUUAUGCUGAUGUUUCUGAAUACAUGCAUUUUUGUUAUA